Aspergillus heteromorphus CBS 117.55 is the source of this 3697-nucleotide messenger RNA. Its product is annotated as putative filamentation protein (Rhf1). Gene Ontology annotation, molecular function: protein binding. Lineage: Eukaryota; Fungi; Ascomycota; Eurotiomycetes; Eurotiales; Aspergillaceae. The transcript is spliced from 5 exons. Bases 63 to 3569 code for a protein of 1168 amino acids. The record is from RefSeq and is a predicted model, not a curated record.
CCUCUCGUUCCCCUCCGAUCCUGUUGUUAUAACCCCCCGUCUCUGUCUGACCUUCCCCAAUCAUGACUGGUCGAGACUCUGAUAAGGGGCAUCGCUACAUCACGGCCCUGGAUAAUGCCCGGUGCCAGAAUAAGUGGGACGAGGUUCCCGAGCUCAUUCGAAAGGUGACCAAACAUGCUCCUCAGAAAACAUGUCUCCUCGAGGUAGCCAGCGCCGAGUACCAGGUGGCCUCCCAUCUUCACAAGCACCCGUUCACUUCCCGACCGUCCUCCGCUUCCUCCGGCCUCCACGAUCUCAUCCCGCCACUCCUAUCCACUGUGAACCGCGCAGAGGGACCCAAACAAGAUGUCUUCCAGGCACAGGUCUGCUUGGGAUGGGUGCACUGGACUCUCAACGAGAUGGGCUUGGCAGCAGCUCGCUUUCCCAGUGACUUCGGAGAGACCGUGAACGAGCUCGAGAAUGUCGGCGAUGUCAUCUCCCCGUGGACUAAGACGUGCCUCGUCAAAGCCUGCUAUCUCAAGGGUUCCGCCCAGCGCAGUACUUCGGAUUACAGUGGCGCUCUGGAAACGCUCCAUUCCCUUACACCGUGGCUGAACACCCAGCUUCAAACCGCCACAAACCCCCCUCAGUUCCUGUACUGGUCGGAAAAACUCCUGGCAGAAGGUGCAUCUCUUGCGGGCGAAGAAGCUUGCGACAACAUCGUCACUGCCGACGCUCAAACUAUAACCUCCGCCCUGGGGUUCUUCAGGCUGUGGGCUUCCCAUCCUCUUGUCAAGCUGGUGACGUCGUCCCAACCACAUAUGGAUGACUCCGCGGAGCCUGUGUCACGGUCACCCAUAUGGAAGUCCUAUUACGACCUCUUAACAUAUAUCCUACAACAGAGCUUACCAUACAGCCCCUCCGCAGGUGGCCCGGUGCGCCCCCAGCUUGCCAGUGAAAUACGGCGCGUCGAGUCGCUCUGUGAAGCCAAUCUCCUCCGUGAAGCCAAGUUCCCCGCAGCUGAUUCAGGCAACCCGGAGAUCGAGGCUUGGGUUGAGCAAGUCAUCCAAAACUGGGAGGUGCUUUGUGGUACUACAUGGACGGAUGAGGAGCUUGGAGAAGGAGGCCAAAAUGCCGUGGGCAGAACUGUUCUUGAGAUUCUCUACCGCGCUGCCACCAAGGCUUACCACUCACACGUCAUUCUCCGACGCCUGUUCCAUGUACACUGCGCGCUUGCGGAUUAUGAUCUUGCUUUGAAGGCCCUCGAGUCCUAUAUCGAGAUCGUUACAAGCGCCAAAGAACGAGCGGAAAGCGGUGCGAAAUAUGGGGAAUUGGAGAAUGACGGGAUCUUGCUGCGCACUAUAUCCGAGGGUGUCACAAUGCUGUGCUGCUUUGGCUCGGAAAAGGAGGCCAAGAAAGCUGAGCAUCUGACGCAUCUCUUGAAGAAGCUUUCCAAGAAGCAUGUGCAGGAUGACGAGGAGGGAGAACAGGGCCCAAUUGUAAUUCUGUCGGAAACGAGCUCCACCGGUUCCCAGGCCGUGUCCCCCUUGGACAUUGCCGCAGCUUACAAGGGAAUCGGCAUAGGGCUUGCUAAUUGGGCGUACUGGACCCCGGUGAACGAGGACCGGGACGAAAUUCGGGGUGAAGCCAUUGACUACUUGGAGAGGAGCUUAGCCCCUGAGCUGGAGGACGAGUCCAACUGCUCCUCUCUCUAUACCUUGGCACUCCUCCUGGCAGAGAACCGGGAUCUAGAUGGUGCCAUUGACUACGUCAGGUCAGCCUUGACAUCAGACCCGCAGCAUAAAGCGGGCAAGGCCGAUUUUGCCCGGGAACGGGAUCUGGUCCCCUUGUGGCAUCUCCUGGCUCUGCUGCUAAGUGCUAAGCACGAGUUUGACAUCGCGGAACGCUCAUGUGAAGCUGCAUUCGAGCAAUUCCCCGCCACUGUAACAUCCCUUGCGCACAGUGACAGACGGCCGCAGAAACAGCACCCGACUGUCCAAGAACCCAACGUCGGUGGUAUAACCCAGGCGCUGAUUGAGAAACUGCGGAACCGCGAGAAGGAACGCAUUCUUGAGACUCGGAUGACUCAACUCGCCUUUAUCGAGCUUCAGGAAGGCCCCGAGGUUGCGGUCAACCAUAGCGACCAGCUCCUCAGCCUGUUCGCCACUCUUUUCCGCUCCGCGAACAUUGAGGACGACGAGAAAAGGAAUGACGAGAAGGUUCAUAUCAAGACGGAUUACGACCACCUUGUCCCCCCGAAGAGCUCUGCUGGUACGGUGAAAAGCCUCCGCGGCAGUAUCUUCGGACGGCAUCGGGGGCCCCGCGCUACAGAUCGGAGGGUGGAAUACACCCACGACCUCAAGGGCGAAAGCGGUUAUUCGACAGCUCAAAAUGAAUCAACGACCACCGCAGAUUCUGCGCCGGCUAUUCAGGUCACAGACGAUGUCAACCAACCCGCCUCGCGGUCUAACUCGCGCAAGGUGCGUACAAGGAGCAAUACUCUCAAGAAGGGAGAAGACGCCCAGGUGAACGGGGAUAUCCGGACGCAGGCUGGGCCUGGAACCGACGAUGCCAGUGGGCCUGGUCCCUCUCUGAACUUGGUUGGGGCCGCCAUGACCGAUGCGGCAGGCCAACCACAGAGCGGAAAGCAGCCCUUGGUUUUGGCUCAUAAUGUAAACCCUACCCAAAUGCCUCCCCCAGCAGGCAAUUACAAGCAGCCAGUAGAGCAAGAUGUCCGACUCCCCAUAUCCUAUGCCUUUGACUCGCCCACACGCGCGGUGACCCAGGUUGCGCCUGCUCAGGCCCAAAAGCAUGCUCUUUGCAUUCUCGUUAAAGUCUGGCUGCUCAUCGCCGGACUGUAUCGUCGGGCCUCGUCCUUUGAAGAUGCCAAUGAAGCAUGCGAGGAGGCUUCUAAGCAGGCGCUUCGUGUCGAGGCCCUCGUCGCAUCCCAAGAAUCUUCUGCUCGAGCGUUCAGGGAGCGUGGAUGGGGCAUCCCCAAGAGCACCGAUGAGCUCUGGGCAGACAUCUUUUCUGAACGCGGCAUGCUGUCGAACGCGCAGGAGCGUCCCCAUGAAGCGAUGGAGCACUUCGAGAAGGCGCUUAUGCACCAUGCGGAUCAUCCGAAGGCUACCGUCGGCCUGUCGAAUCUGCUGCUCGACAUCUGGGACCAGAAGAUCCCCUUGCAUCCACCCGGACCCAGCCUUGAUGCCGGCAUAUCAGCGUUACCCGUGUCCGCUUUGAACAACCCCAAUGAGGCAGAAGAUGAUGCGAAGCAGACAGGCCCGGAGGCCACACCUGCGCCUGCGCCGGCGCCUCCCAAGGCUAAGUCCAGCCCGCUGGCGGAUGACGAGGAGCCCAAGCUCUUGAACCGCAUUUCUGCCCGGGAGCGGGCCUUCGGGCUGCUGUCCGGGCUAACCAAACGCGGUACCUCUUGGGACAACAGUGAGGCUUGGUAUGCGCUCUCCCGAGCGUACGAGGCCGAGGAGCAGAUCCCGAAACUGAAAGAGGUGCUGUGGUGGUGUGUCGAGCUCGAAGACCGGCGGCCCCUCCGGCACUGGUCCAACAUCGGCUCCGGUAUAUACGUGCUGUGAAGAUUUUGUAUGUAGGCCACGGAACGAGCUUCCUUGUGAGAUUUUGCAUUUUGAUUGACGUGAUACCUCGGUGAUAUCCUCGUGUUCAUAGACAACGGACUACUGUAUAGAAAUGGCAGGCCAAGGGG